GCGGCGGAUUCAGUGAGCAUGAUGGUCGACCGCUUCAUCGAGAUGGGUUUCCCUGCAGAGAAGGUCCACAAGGCUCUCGAGCAUGCUGGAGGAAGACAAGACGAGGAAGCUAUCUUGGAGUGGCUGGUUGCACAUCAGGAGACUGAUCUAUCAACUGACAUAGAGGGGUUCAGCUCGUCAAGCGAGGGUGUUGAUAUGGCUGAUUUUGAUGAUAAGUCAUUAGGUGCAGAGCUCACGGAGAAGGACAGAAAAUUUCUAUUUCUCGUCGAGAUGGGCUUUGCAGAGGAUGAGGUCUCUUGGUGCAUCGACAUAUGUGGUGAACAUGAAUCGGUUGAAGUAUUAGCUGAUGCAAUCUAUGCUGCACAAGUAGAUAAAAGGGAUGGAAGUUAUGGCAGAAACUUUGCUGAUCGGGAGCUUUCAGCUGACAAGGCUAUUGGAACUUCAGGAGGUGUCAAAAGAAAGAAUGUCGGUGCUCCUUUCGGUGACAAAAGACGACAGCAUAGCAAGCACUUGGGACAGGUUGAUAGGGCCUUUGGUAGUGGACCGGUGGUGGGCUUUGAACUUCCAGAUGAAAGUACGAGCACAUCUAUUGCUGAAGGUCCACCGUACUACUACUUUGAGAGCCUGGCAUGUUCUCGACAAAGAGUCCGAGACGAGUCACCAUUUCUCUAUGGCAAACAAUCUGAGCUUGUAGACUCCAAACAUUUCUCUGUAGUAGCAAGGGAGAGAAGUUACAUUCACAAUCUGCCUAGACAUGGAAGAUUUCAUAUCAGCCCGACACAACCAAGAACAAUACAUGGUGUUUUUCCGGAGACGGAAAAGUGGUGGCCUAAAUGGGAUACUAGGACACAGCUGAACUGUUUCCGGACGAUGACUGCUCCUGCAACAGUAUUUAAGAAAAUGAGAUUGGUGCUUGCAAAAUGUGAUGACCACCAAGUUUACCGCAAGCAAAUCCUUGAUGCAUGCAGGGAAUGGAACCUCAUUUGGGUUGGCCCGAAAAAUGUUGCUGCACUAGACCCUGGUGAAGUGGAGAAGGUGUUGGGUUUGCCAAGAGAUCAUACCAGAGGGUUUAACAUGACAGAUAGGUAUUGGUGUCUUGGUAACUCUGUCCAGGUGGAUACACUGGCCUACCAUUUUUCGGUCCUAAAGACGAUGUUUCCUUCAGGCAUCCGUGUCCUGUCUCUAUUUUCUGGCAUAGGUGGAGCAGAAGUGGCUUUGGGCCGCUUAGGCAUACACUUGAAAGUGGUGGUUUCUACUGAGUUCUCUGAAAUGAACCGAAACAUUCUGAGGACCUGGUGGGAUCAGUCAAAACAAACUGGAGAGCUCAUUCAGAUUGAUGACUUCCAGCAACUCAAAGGCGAUUACCUUGAGACCUUGCUGAGACGAGUUGGUGGUUUUGAUCUGAUUAUAGGUGGAAGCCCAUGUAUCGGUGGAAAGGGAUACAACCUUGUAGGAAAGGAGUUGGAUCAGUCUAGCCUGUUCAGCCACUAUUCCCUCAUACUGGAACAAGUGAAGCAAUUCAUGAGAAGGAUGUAGCACCAGAUUUCGCUAUGUGAACAGUAAUGUUUCGGAUUAUGAAACAUUUCCAUCUGUAAAUGUUACUUUUCUGCAAAAAAAUAAUCCAAGUUAGCUUCUCCUUUAGGUUGCUUUGUUCAUCACAUUGUAACCAGCUUCCUUGGUGUUGUCUGUUGCUCUUGAUCUCACUGCAUGGUACACCGUGACCAGGCCCUUGAUGUAUU
Messenger RNA from Lolium rigidum, 1739 nucleotides. Its product is annotated as DNA (cytosine-5)-methyltransferase DRM2-like. Gene Ontology annotation, cellular component: nucleus. The coding region runs from base 19 to 1536 and encodes 505 amino acids. NCBI's taxonomy places the organism in Eukaryota, Viridiplantae, Streptophyta, Magnoliopsida, Poales, Poaceae. The record is from RefSeq and is a predicted model, not a curated record. The transcript is spliced from 5 exons. Gene Ontology annotation, molecular function: DNA (cytosine-5-)-methyltransferase activity; protein binding.